AUGGUCGCUACAUUCAUCCUUACUCGCGCAUUCGCUAUCUCGGCUCUGGUUUUCGGUGCCUUCCCCGUCGCCUAUGCCGCGCCGAUUGGUUCAUCGGUCCAGCUCAGGGCUCUGGACGGGCGGAACUGCAGGAUCCUGGGCUGCUUGAUAGAAGAGCCGAACACAGAGUCAUCAUCUGCCUCAGCGCCAGUAUCAAGCGCUGAAUCCUCUGAGCCCACAUCGGAGACCACCAGUGUCGCGGACGAGAUCGCCGACUUGAUCGACAUCAUCUCGGACAUCACAGACGAAUCCUCCACUGGUUUGCCCACUACGGAACCAGUCGACAUCGUUGAAGUUGAGGCCCCGAGUACGGACGCCACGGAAGAUAGCGCCACAUCGGCUUCAUGGGUGGAGAGAUCGAUUUAA
This is a messenger RNA of Fibroporia radiculosa, 405 nucleotides long. RefSeq lists its product as uncharacterized. The transcript is spliced from 4 exons. Bases 1 to 405 code for a protein of 134 amino acids. The record is from RefSeq and is a predicted model, not a curated record. NCBI's taxonomy places the organism in Eukaryota, Fungi, Basidiomycota, Agaricomycetes, Polyporales, Fibroporiaceae.